Molecule: messenger RNA, 3682 nt
Organism: Lucilia sericata (common green bottle fly)
Lineage: Eukaryota; Metazoa; Arthropoda; Insecta; Diptera; Calliphoridae
Product: 5-hydroxytryptamine receptor 2A-like
Exons: 5
Coding region: 315-2477 (720 amino acids)
Biological process (GO): neuropeptide signaling pathway
Cellular component (GO): membrane
Molecular function (GO): neuropeptide receptor activity
Source: RefSeq, a predicted model, not a curated record
UUGUUAACAAGCGUCUAGCGGUUUUAGGAUAUAUGUAUAAAAAACAAAACAAUAACAAAUGGUUUAAAAUAUUAUUUAUAAAAACAAAUAAUAAAAUUAUAAAAAACAACAAUAAAAAAGUUAUUAUGGCAAAAGAAAAAUAUAAAUUAUUUUAAAAAGUUAUUAAAACGUUUAAACAGUGAAUAAUGUUAAAUGAAAUAAAGAAAAAUCUUAAAACAUUUUAAAAAGAAUAGUGUCUCAAAAAAUUAUAAAAUUAUUAAAAGAAUAAAAAAAAAUAAAUAAAAUUUAAUAAAAAUAAAUCAAAUGUUUUCAAUAUGACCAUAACAACUAAGGAAUUCAGUGAUCUAUUACAAUAUUUCUCUGUGAAAAAUGCUUCCAAUCACAUUAUAUCGUUGGCUUUAACAGUCAACGAUUCAUUUGUUGUGGGAUUUAAACAGCAAACCGUUACAUUCGAGCAACCGCCCUGGGAUAUACUCGAUGGAGAUAAUGCUUCAACGUCAUCACUCUUCAAUCAAUACAUAGAUAAUUCCUCCAGCCUACAAUAUGCUACCAAUGAUACAUUUUUAAACAAAACCCAAUUGAGUGUCAAGAAACGCAACAGUACGGAAAUACCCAUAUGGUUGAUACCAUGCUACAGCAUUAUUUUAAUAUUUGCUAUUGUAGGCAAUUUACUGGUGGCCUCAACAUUGUUUCAGAAUCGUCGUAUGCGUACAAUAACAAAUGUGUUUUUAGCAAAUCUCGCAAUUUCCGACAUGCUGCUGGGGGUCCUGUGCAUGCCCAUCACUCUGGUGGGAACGUAUUUGAGACAUUUCAUUUUCGGUGAAUUGGUGUGUAAAUUUAUACAAUUUGCUCAGGCUGCUUCAGUCGCUGUUUCAUCGUGGACUUUGGUGGCAAUAUCAUGUGAACGUUAUUAUGCCAUUUGUCAUCCACUACGCUCAAGGACAUGGCAGACUAUAAAUCAUGCAUAUAAAAUAAUUGGUUGCAUUUGGUUUGGCAGCAUCGUUUGUAUGGCACCAAUAGCUAUUUUUAGUCAAUUGAUACCGACAAGUCGUCAGGGUUUACGAAAAUGUCGCGAACAGUGGCCAGAGGAAGCAGUUGGCUAUGAACGUUUCUAUAACAUAUUUUUAGAUCUCGUACUGUUGGUGUUACCUUUGGGCAUAUUAUGUGUGGCAUACAUUCUAAUAACACGCACAUUAUAUAUGGGAAUCAAGGAUGAAAAAGCACUUAUAUUUGGUAAUAAAAACAAUAAUGUGACCCAUGGUGCUACAGGCGAAUCCAAAAUUUACACACAAGUUGAGGCUGAAAUGAAAACACCAACUGUAUUUAAUUUGAACAUGUCAUUUCGAUAUCAGACACGUAAAGGCACUGCUAGUACUCUGACAGGAUCAGGUACAGUCGCUGGUUGUGUCAACAAUGGUGAUACAUUGCAAACAAUGAAAUCAGCAACAAAUAAUUGUAGAGAAACAAAAUAUUGUACAAGCAGCAGUACAGGAGCAGAAAAUAAGUAUUCAGCCAUGGGUUCAAUUUCACCUUCAGCAGCAGGUGUAGUAUACGGUAGAAGAGGUUUGUGUUACGAUUCUUCGGCAAACAUUCAAGCGGAAACUGAAAUAUCAUUUAAGGAAACAAAAGAGCAAAGUAAUAAUCUACAAACACAAUCAACCUUGCGUCAACAUUGUAAUGAUGAUAUUUCUCAACUCGGUGCUUGUAGUGUAGAUAAAACAGUAGCCACUUCUGCAAUGACAACAGCUAAUAGACGUAAAUUUGUGACAAAAUCAAACGAUGGUCGUCAACUACAAUUGUAUUGUAUGCGAUCAGCAUCUGUGAAAUCGUUGAAUCGCAACAGUAGUAAAAAUAAAGCAGAGAGGCAGGAUGCAGCAUCCUCAUCAUGCUACUCACUAAAUACAAUGCCAACAACACACAUCACUAGAUUACAGCCAAGGCAAAGUUUUAAUCAAAAGCAACAGCAGUUGCAAUUUCAUCAACAACAGCAGCAAAUGAGUGGUGUAGUGGAAAAGCGUAAAUUGAAUUCAAUGCCCAGUUUACGCAUCACGGAGUCGGCACUAAGAAGAUCAAAUCUUGAAAAGAAUUUGGAGAGUAAAAAACGUGUCGUGAAAAUGCUGUUCGUUUUAGUUUUGGAAUUCUUUAUUUGUUGGACACCCUUGUAUGUUAUCAACACGAUGGCCAUGUUUAUAGGUCCAGCCAUCUAUGAAUAUGUGGACUAUACAACGAUAAGUUUUUUCCAACUUCUGGCCUAUUCAUCAAGCUGUUGUAAUCCCAUUACCUAUUGUUUCAUGAAUGCCAGUUUUCGUCGAGCUUUUGUGGAUACCUUUAAGGGGAUGCAUUUAAACGGUGGCAGUUUUUGGCAUAAAAGUUCAAAAGCUACCACAAAUUUAUCAGUAGCUGGCAAUUCAAUUGCUAUGGCCAAUAGUUGUACUGUGGUGACGGCGAACACUGUCUUAGACAGUCCAAGACUUUGAAAUAAUUGUGAAAGUGUGUGAGUGUCGAAGACAACGAAUAUAAAUUCUAUUCAACUAAAUCAAACAUCUGUUUUUUAGUUACUUUUAUAGAAGAAUAAAAAAAUUUACAAAUGCACAAAGUUAUAAAAAAAUCUUCAUCCAAUAGUGUUUUGAAAAUAUCUCUAAAACUAACAUUUUUUAUGAAUUAAUAUUUUUUAUUUAAAACGUAAAUUCAAUGAUUUUGCACUAAAUAUUGUAUAUAUACGCCAGUUUAGAAAUCAAUAAUCUUUUGAAGUAAAAGUUUGAUAAAACAAGUUUUAGCUGGAAAGUAAGUCUAGGCAUUUUGCCAGGGAUUCAUUGAGUUUAAAAAAUUCUUGUGGUAAUUAUUUUUAACUGAGAAGUCAAACUUCUCAAGGGUUGUAAAAUUCAGAAAACAGUUGUGAUUUUAACCCUAAAUUGAAUCAUAAAACAACUAUAAAACAUAAAUCAACAAAAAUAAAUCUAAUAUGUGUUUAAACUAAAAAACUAUUAAAUUAUAAAUAAAUCAAACUAAAAAAUAAUCUCUCUAAAAUCUAAUCAAUGUAUAUAUUUACAUAUGUAUGUAUAUGAACAACAUAUUUACAUGUACAUGUAUCAUUUCUAAUCGAACAUUUUAUUUGCUUAUGAUAGAUUUUUCAUUUUGUAUAUAAAUACUUCUAUAGAAAAAAUAUUAAACUAACUAAAAAAUAAAACUGAAAUAAUAAACAUUUAUGUACUAUACAACUAUUAAAAUAUUAUUCUAAUACCAUAAAUAUCUAUGACAACAAAUAAAUAUAAAUCACUUUUAAGAAAAAAUUAAAAAUGAAAACAGAUACAAAUCUCUUUUAAAUUAUAUGGAAAACAUAAACACUGACAUAAUCAAAAUGUUGUUAACAAUAAAUAAUGGUGGCAUGGUAUAAUACAGUAAAUUGUGUCAUACAGUAUCUAUGAAAAUGGUGAUAUUUUGAAAAGUUUCGAUGUAAUGACUAAUUAUUACACUUUUAAGUUGUUGUGUAAUAUAUUUGAAUACCAUGUUUCUUUUUAUAUCAAGGAUCUCAUAGUAGACUUUUUUGUUGGUCAUAAUAUUGUAGGAUUUUAUGACAUCUUCCCUAAAAUAUAAUAACAAAUUGUUUAUAUUAUAAAUAUAUAUAUUUUUUUGUUAACAACAAAUGUUUCAAUUAAAAUAUUAUUAAAUUUAUGUACAUAAA